AUGAACGAUAUAGAAUGUAGCUCGCUCUUGGACGAAGCUGAUGCAGCUGAGCAAAAGACAGUAUCCGGCUGGGCCGAGUUUGCAACACAAGACCUCCCGCGGAUUCCGCAUAAAACUAGGAAGCUUGAUGAUCAAAUCAUUGUUAUAAAUGUUUCCGGCGUCCGUUACAUGUGCUGGAAGUCUACUUUGGAGAAAUUCCCUGAAUCUCUUUUGGGCUCCCACGAGCGCGAUUUCUUCUACGAUCAAGUCAAUGAUGAGUAUUUCUUCGACCGAGACCCAGAAGUUUUCCGACACAUUAUCAGCUACUUCCGCACAGGAAAACUACACUACCCGAGAACAGAGUGCAUUGGUUUGGUGGAAGAAGAGCUUGUUUUCUUCGGGAUUUCCCCUGAUAUUAUCCACGAUUGCUGCUAUGAAGACUAUCGAGAGAAGAAAAGAGAGUUUAUGGAGAGAACGAUGGAGGACAAAGUGGAGGGUGGCAACGAAAAUUCCAAGCUUCCGGUGCCGCAUAUCUCCCUACGAAAGAGAAUGUGGUCUCAAUUCGAAAAUCCGCACACAUCUACCGCUGCCCUUGUGUUUUAUUACGUUACAGGUUUCUUUAUCGCCGUUUCUGUCAUGGCUAACAUUAUCGAAACGAUGGGUUGCGGCGAGGACCCUGUAGAUCCGUCGAAGGUUUUAUCGUGUGGCGACAAGUACAAGCUUAUCUUCUUCUGUCUUGACACUGCCUGUGUCAUGAUCUUUACAAUCGAAUAUAUUCUGCGUCUCUAUGCUUCGCCCGACAGGUGUAAAUAUAUGCGAGGAGUUAUGAGCCCAUAUUAUGUUGGACUGUUUCUGCCAGCAAAUGACGACGUCUCCGGUGCCUUCGUGACCCUGAGAGUGUUCCGAGUGUUCAGAAUCUUCAAGUUUUCAAGGCACUCCCAAGGUUUGCGGAUAUUGGGCUACACGCUGAAAUCAUGCGCCUCCGAGCUCGGCUUUUUACUUUUCUCCAUUGCAAUGGCGCUGAUUAUCUUUGCCACUGUCAUGUUUUACGCAGAAAAGGGAUCAGCGGAAACCACUUUUACGAGCAUCCCAGAAGCGUUUUGGUACACCAUUGUCACGAUGACUACUUUAGGCUAUGGUGACAUGGUGCCGACGACUGUAACUGGCAAGAUCUUCGGCUCCGUCUGUUCCUUAUCCGGCGUGUUGGUAAUCGCGCUCCCAGUUCCCGUCAUCGUCUCCAACUUUUCGCGGAUUUACUCGCAAAAUCAACGAAGUGAUAAACGCCGCGCGCAAAAGCGCGCUCGUCUGGCCCGAAUCCGUGCAUCCAAAAACAGAAAAUACACGAGUCUCGUCAGCGUCCAGGAUCCGAGCAAUUCAGAAGACGCACCUAAACAGAAUGGAAUCAGAAUAAACGACUGCGCUGCUAUUGACGAACGUACAAACGAACCUUACUCCGAAGACCGAAUUAAUUAUAACACUUCACCAUCACCUCACUUAAUUAAGAAUAUUCAUCAGUCGCAACAAGAAAGCACAAGUAAGGCGCUGAACCACAUUGCUAAAAAGACAAUUAUUGAAGCUUUGAAUAAAUAA
Molecule: messenger RNA, 1569 nt
Organism: Oikopleura dioica
Lineage: Eukaryota; Metazoa; Chordata; Appendicularia; Copelata; Oikopleuridae
Source: the annotation of a GenBank genome assembly